AUGGCCGUCUUCGUGCCGUUACCACCGCCUGAAAACCAAGAUCUCGUACCAGCCCUUCGCAUACGCCUUGGUGACUAUUAUGCUGCGGUCCAGAACUCCCAAGACGUUGCUGACGGUCUAGAGGUUAGGCUGACCACCAAUGACAUUCAAGCGCACCGCAAAACGCCGUUCUAUUCACACCUGGCGCACAGCGGCGCUACUAGCGAUGCAGCGGAAAGUAUUGCGCGGCACAAUGCGGUCGUGCAGCCGCAGGACGAGAAUCUGCCGGGGAGCGAUCCGGUGACUGCUGAGCCGGAAGCGAGGAGUUUGAGAAACAAGUCAAUGAAUGCUGAGCAGCAAAGCGAUGCGCUCGCAACCUUGAACGCCCGGUUGAUAGAGUUCAACCAGCUUCAUGCGGUACCGCCAGUCUCCUCGAUGGCGCACUUAGUCGUCCCCUUUCCCCCAAUAGAGCCAUAUCCGGUUAACAUGGAACUGCUACACGCCAGUGCUGUAGAAGUAGAGCGCAGGCAAUUGCGCGGUCGGGGAGCCCGACUCACAAAAUACGAGAUGGUCCGGAAACGGCGGCCUCGAGCGGCGGCUGUGCGCGAUUGGACCGCGAGAACCAGCAGUCAAGUCAGUCAUUACACAUUUGCGCAAGGUUGCAAAGGUCAAAAAUCUCGCCCAAGUGGUGGCGGGGGGCGGAUUACUGCUGGACAAUCGGAGGAGGCAGAAAGCCCUAGAUCAGGGGUGCUUCGAGUGGAGCAACAAUGGAAGGGAGAUCAUGAGAAGGACGUAGGCACCAGCGGCCUGAAUGCCGCUUACGAUCUCAUACGGAUUGGCAGCACGAGUCGAAGAACACUGUAG
Baudoinia panamericana UAMH 10762 is the source of this 843-nucleotide messenger RNA. RefSeq lists its product as uncharacterized. The record is from RefSeq and is a predicted model, not a curated record. Lineage: Eukaryota; Fungi; Ascomycota; Dothideomycetes; Mycosphaerellales; Teratosphaeriaceae. The transcript has 2 exons. The coding region runs from base 1 to 843 and encodes 280 amino acids.